AUGGGUGAUAAUGAAAUCAUAAAUAGAGUUAAAGUUGAUGAUAACAGAGCAACGCGUGCGCAAAUGUCUCUUCUUGGUCAGUUCUUACGUUUUAGCUAUCUGUAUCAGUCUCUUGAUUAUAACGAUUCUGUUUUCUGCGCAUGUUUUGAUUCGUUGAAACUAACGAAUUCAGGAUCAAAUCAAAUACCACAAGAAAGCAAGAACAUGGCUCCUGGAGGUAAUGUUUACCAGGAUGUGACUGAAUCACGUGCUGCCAUUGCUGAUUACAGUGUCAAAUCUGCAAAUGUGGAAGGAAGAAAUGGCCUCAGAAUAUGUAAUUCUAUUGGUGGAAGGCCUGGAAUGGCAUCAAACAGUGCUGUUCAUGAUCUACUUGAGUGCCCUGUAUGCCUCAACAUAAUGUGUCCCCCAAUUCAUCAAUGUCCAAAUGGGCACACGAUAUGUGUGAUUUGCAAGACUAAAGUUCAAAACAGUUGCCCGAUAUGUAGACAAGAGCUUGGAAAUAUAAGGUGUUUGGCUUUGGAAAAAGUUGCAGAGUCCAUUGAAUUACCAUGCAAAUACCAUGUUUAUGGUUGCCAAGAUAUUUUAGCAUAUCACAGCAGGAUGAGGCAUGAAGAAGAUUGCAAGCAUCGAGGGUAUAAUUGUCCUUACGCAGGUGCAGAAUGUCCAGUCACCGGUGAUAUUCCAUUCAUUGUUGCACAUUUGAAGACCGAUCAUAAUGUUGAUAUGCAUGAUGGCUCUAGCUUCAACCACCGGUAUGUGAAGCCUAAUCCUCAUGAGAUCGAGAAUGCUACUUGGAUGUUGACCAUUUUCAACUGCUUUGGAUACCAAUUCUGCUUGCAUUUUGAAGCUUUUCAUCUGGGAGCAGCACCGGUUUAUAUGGCGUUUUUGCGGUUCAUGGGGGAUGAAAAUGAUGCUAACAAGUUUAGUUACAGUCUGGAAGUUGGAGGAAAUGGUAGAAAGUUGAAGUGGCAAGGGAUCCCGAGGAGUAUUCGUGAUAGUCACAAGACUGUUCGUGAUAGUCUUGAUGGGCUGAUUAUAACAAGGAAUAUAGCGUUGUUCUUUUCUGGUGGGGACAGGCAGGAGCUGAAGCUAAAAGUGUCUGGACGCAUAUGGAAAGAACAGUCUUGAGCUACAACCUGGAAGUGGAAGUCAUACUCACUGGACUGACUUCCAGGUUCUGGCUCAAGACUGAUAUAGAGCCCUGUGGCUCUAACAGAAUUCACAUUUUUAGAGUCUAGUUUAUUGCUUGAUAUUUUUGCACAGGGGUGAGUUAUUACGGGGGAUGUUGAUGAAAGUUGCCUGGUGCUCAUUUAUCAGGGUAAACUUUGUCCGAAACAGAAAUAUUUUUCAAGUCAUUGUCAUGUUGUUGCUCUUGGCUAAAACGAUCAAUUUCCAUUGAUAAUAUGAUUCUAAUAAAGAAAACGUAAGUAGGGAGAAAACUACAACAUUUGCAAGGAGCGGUGAUCACUGGAUUUUGUAUCCAGAAGACCCGGUUUAGAGUAGUUUUAUGUUUCCUAUCAUUAAAC
Lactuca saligna is the source of this 1526-nucleotide messenger RNA. The record is from the annotation of a GenBank genome assembly. Lineage: Eukaryota; Viridiplantae; Streptophyta; Magnoliopsida; Asterales; Asteraceae.